AUGAACCACGAAAUGAAAAAUUGUGUAGUAGUGCUAACAAAUUUUGUUGAUGUAAUUAAUAAAUCUAAACAUGGUAAAAUAACAAGAGGUGCUGUGAAAAGACUCAGUAAAGAUGAUAUUGCUGAUUUUGUUAGAGCAUUAAGUAGUGGUAAAUCGAAAAAUGCUAAAUCAAAGAAAGCUCAAGCAAAAAAAGUUGAAUUGAAAAAAGCUCUAAAAAAAGGAGCUCAAUUAAAAGAAUCUUCAUCACAAGAAGUUCAAUUUAAAGAUGCUCAAUCACAAGAAGUUCAUUUAAAAGAUGCUCAAUCAGAAGAAGCCGAAUCAAAAUUUUCUGAGUUAAAAGAAGUUGAAUCAAAAGAAGUUCAUUCAAAAGAUCUAACACGAGAAGCUAAAACAGAAGAAGUUAAUUCAAAAGAAGAUCAAUCACGAGAAGCUGAAUCAUAUGAAGUUGAAUCAAAAGAAGUUCAUUCAGCAGAAGAUCAAUCACGAGAAGGUGAAUCACAUGAAGUUCAUUCAGAAGAAGAUCAAUCACGAGAAGCUGAAUCAAAGGAAGUUCAUUCAGAAGAAGAUCAAUCACAAGAAGGUGAAUCACAUGAAGUUCAUUCAGAAGAAGAUCAAUCACGAGAAGCUCAAGCUGAAUCCCAAGAAGUUUCCCAAGAAAUAUAUCCUGUUAUUGACUUAGAAAAUCAAAACAACGAUGAAGAUGCAGAGUUUGAAGUUUAUCAGGAUUUAUUAAGCAAUAUGUGCCAAGUGGACAUUGAAGAUGGACACUCAGAAAUAAACACUGAAGCCACAAAAGAAAACCCAAAUAACAUUUUCAAAUGCACAAAAUGCGAAAAAGCUUACACAAAAAAAAGCUCUUUGUUGAAACAUUCUGCAAACCACGAAAAGAAAAGUUACAAAUGUGAAUUCUGCGAAAAGGUAUUCAUUCUUCCCAAGUCAUUAUACGAUCACAUAGAAAAACAUAAAGAGAAAAAAGAUUAUCUUAUAGAUACCUCUAACUAUCUUCAUAAAUGUAAAGUUUGUAAUAAGUCUUUUAAAUUCCUAGCUGGUUUAGGCACUCAUUCUCGAAUACACCAGCAAGGGUUCGAAUGUAAAGUAUGUGAUGAAAAAUUUGUAAAACAUAUACAACUGCAGAAGCAUAUGGAAACCCAUGUCGGCCAGAAGUCAUAUCAAUGUAAAAUUUGUAAAAAAAAUAUUAAGCGUAUGAAAACUCUUUUACAUCAUGUAAAAUCACAUGGAUUGAAGCGAUAUAACUGUAAGAUUUGUGAGAAAAAGUACGUUUAUAAAAGGGAUUUGGAUUGUCACAUGGACAAUCAUUUAAAAGGGAUGACUUGUAGAAUCUGUAAUAAAGAACUUACUACUCAUUAUUUGUUGACAAAGCAUAUGCAGUGGCAUCAACGGAAAGGACAUGAAAUGGUAAAUGAUAAUGGUAAGUCAAAACGAAUAGGAUCGGGUUCAUAUAAAUGUAAAAAGUGUCCUUACGAAACCUCCAUAAGUUUAGAUUUGUUUAAACAUUCCCUAACAUGCAACCCACAGCCUGUGGUUCUUUUGAAACGACUCCCUGAUGUAAAACCUGAUAUCAAAUGUUCAACAUGUGGACAAGUAUUUGAAACAAAGGAUCUUUUACUCGAGCACUUCAAAAUGCACGCGAAACAAUACAAGUGCGAUUGUUGUGAAGCUUUGUUCAGCAAAUUGACCGAUUUGCGAGACCAUAGGAAAAUCCACCAAGGAUUCCAACCAUUCAAAUGUCAUCUUUGUCCAAAGCAGUACAAAAAUGAGCAAUCAUUAGUAGCACAUGUAAACGCACAUUCAGAAGACUGUAAAUACAAAUGUGAACUGUGUGGUCAAACUUUUAUGCAAAGAAUAAAACUAAUAGGUCACAUGGAAAAGCAUUCUGGUGUACUAAUUUAUUGUAAAAUAUGCGAGAGGGCAUUUACAAAUUCAAUCACUUUAAAAGCACACAUGCUUAACAAGCAUUCAACCACCGGGAAGUUCAAAUGUGAAACCUGCAGUCUAGUUUUAAAAAAUAGACGAGCUUUAUUUAUACAUAGGGAAGAGCACGCUGAAACCAAACCACUUGUAUGUGACAUAUGCAACAAAUCAUAUUAUUUUCACUGUAAUUUCAAAGAUCACAAGCGAAGUCACUCCUUAAAACAAAGAUCAGCCCUCGUUUGCAAGUAUUGCAAUGAGAGGUUCAAAACAGAAAAAAAUUGUGUUAUGCACACUGAAUUUGAACAUUUAAAAAAACAGUCGCACAUGUGCACUAUUUGCAAUGUGGGUUUUGCUAGUCAAAGUUUGCAAACUAAUCAUAUGAGAUUGCACACAAGCCAGAGGCCCUUUGCUUGUGGAAAAUGUAACAAAACUUUUCGGAUUGCGUCUAAACUAAGAGAACAUGAGCGAAAACAUUUCGAAAAAGAAGCAUGUAAAUUAUGUGGUAAACAAUAUAAACCAUAUGCACUUGAUAGACAUAUGCAAUCACACGAGCAAUCACAUGUGAUGAAUUUUGGGAACCAUUUUAUUAUGAAUGAGUCUUAA
Ctenocephalides felis (cat flea) is the source of this 2535-nucleotide messenger RNA. Its product is annotated as zinc finger protein 271-like. NCBI's taxonomy places the organism in Eukaryota, Metazoa, Arthropoda, Insecta, Siphonaptera, Pulicidae. Bases 1 to 2535 code for a protein of 844 amino acids. The transcript has a single exon. The record is from RefSeq and is a predicted model, not a curated record.